Messenger RNA from Parnassius apollo (apollo), 807 nucleotides. The record is from the annotation of a GenBank genome assembly. Lineage: Eukaryota; Metazoa; Arthropoda; Insecta; Lepidoptera; Papilionidae.
AUGGUUAAAUCUAAAAAAACAGAAGUCGAACUUUUAAAUGAUUCAGAAUUAGAUGCAGAAUCACAGAUUCCUUCAUCACAGAUUGCAUUUUCGGACUGGAUUGUUAAAUCAGAAAAACCGGAUGUCGAACUUUUAAAUGAUUCAGAAAUAGAAGUAUCUUCAGAAUUAGUGCAGAAACAAUAUGAAUCAGAGAUUUCUUCAUCACAAAUUGCAUCUUUGGACUGGAUUGUUAAAUCAGAAAAACCGGAAGUCGAACUUUUUGAAGAUUCAGAAAUAGAUGUAUCUUCAGAAUUGGCGAAGAAACAACAUGAAUCAGGGAUUUCUUCAUCACAAAUAACAUCUUUGGAUUGGGUUGUUAAAUCAGAAAAACCGGAAGUUGAACUUUUCAAUGAUUCCGAAGUAGAUAUAGCUUCACAAUUGGCGCACAAACAAUAUGAAUCAAGGAUUUCUUCAUCACAAAUUGCAUCUUUGGACUGGAUUGUUAAAUCAGAAAAUCCGGAAGUCGAAUUUUCAAACAAUUCAGAAAUAGAUGUUUCUUCAGAAUUGGCGCAGACUCAGUACGAAUCGGGGGUUUCUUCAUCACAAAUUGCAUCUUUGGACUGGAUUAUUAAAUCAGAAGAAUCUGAAGUCGAACUUUCAAAUGAUUCAAAAUUAGAUGGAUCUUCAGAAAAACGUAAACAACCGGCUGAUCGUGAAUGCCAAUGUUCGGAUGAGAUUAACUUGGUGCGAAAUGAGUUAUCACGAAUAACUUUCUUAUUAGAAAAUUAUAUUGGGUCAAAUACACAAAUAAUGAAUCAAAUGAACUAG